AUGGCCACUUGCAAUUUGUUUCAGUCGAUUUUGUUUGUCGCCUUGGCUUCAUCGACUCUGGUCGCCGCUUUUAUCGUUCCAGGUAUGAUUUUUGGUCAAGGGAGCCCUUAAGGGGUUAUAAAUAUAUUUUUAACCGUGGAGCACACUUUCACUAAUUUUCAGAGUUAAAUAAUUUUUUUUCGAGUAAAUGUUCCUGUAAUAUAUGUCUAUUGAGAUGAAGGAUCAAAGUCGGCUAUUUUCAAGUCUUAAAUGCGCUCCAUUGAUAAUUUUCGAAUUUUUCAAAUUUCCAGCCAACGCGCCAAACCGACUACGACAAUGGCGGUUUCUCCGGCCGGACCUUGUGGAUUUUAACCUUCAAUUGGCUUCGACUGAUGUGAGUUUUAAUUGAGUCUGAACUAUAAGAAAAAACUGAAAUCAGCUGAUCUCUCUUCUUAGGGAUUUUUGAGUGAUCCCUGUAGGGUUAAAAAGAUAAAAAGCUCCUCCAGGAGCCGAAAAAGUGAUCCCUAUAGGGGUAAGAUCAAUGUGGUCCCUAUAGGGGUUCAAGGUCUGAUUCCUUAGUCCCCAAAGCUCAAGUGGUCCGUGUAGGGGUUAGGGAGAUAAGCAGCCCUCUUAGGAGCCGAAAAAAUGGUCACUAUAGGGGUAAAGUCAAGGUGUUUAUUUAGAGGUUUACGGUGUGAUUCCUUGGCCCCUAAAGCUCAAGUGGUUCCUGUAGGGGUUAGGGGGACAAUCAGUCCCUCUAGGGGCCGAGAAAGUGAUCUCUAUAGGGGUAAAAUCAAGGUGGUCCAUGUAUGGGCUCAAGGUCUGAUCCCUUAGCCCUCAAGUGGUCCCUGUAGGGGUCUUUUAAUUUAUUCAACAACGCUUGUUAGAAGGUCCACUCCAAAGACCCUUAAGGUUGCCCCUAUAGGGACCACUCUGGAGUUCCAAGGGUCUCACUCUCAAUCUCCGAACACUUACUGAGAUUUUAAGACAAUUUUUAGAACUCUUCAUAUAUACCGCCGCGCGCAAGUAGUUCCCAGUCCGGCGCGCCUGAAAAUUAAAAGAGCCAUUUUAUACUUUCUAUGAAAGUUCAAAUAUUAAUAAUUUGUUAAAUUUAUCAUUUUCAGCCCCGUUCAAAACGCGAAAUGGAUCAUGAAGCGUUGGCCGUCGACAAUUUGGACGAACUGAAUAAAAGGACAAGCUUGAAACGGCUCGUUUACCUGUCGGCUCGUGGUUUCGGCCGUCGUUGA
This is a messenger RNA of Caenorhabditis auriculariae, 1226 nucleotides long. The record is from the annotation of a GenBank genome assembly. NCBI's taxonomy places the organism in Eukaryota, Metazoa, Nematoda, Chromadorea, Rhabditida, Rhabditidae.